AUGAGGUUCCAAACAGCCUUUGACUUAGUGCUCAGCUAUGUUCUAUGUGGUUAUAUUAUAAACAGUUCUGGACUAAAGUUGGAGAAUAAUGGAUAUAGAGACCUACUUAUUGCUAUUCACCCUGGAAUCCAAUAUAACGACAAGAUUAUUAAAAAUAUCCAGGAAAUAAUGACUGAAGCCUCCUCCUACCUUCACCGAGCUACCAAACAACAAGUUUAUUUUUCUGAUGUAAAAAUCCUGCUGCCCCAGACGUGGCCAGUUAGUGCCAGCUCGGUUCAUAGACCGACAACCGAAUCCUAUGAGAAGGCUAAAGUGAUCAUUGCUGAACCAUACCUUAAAUAUGGAGAUGACCCGUACACUCUGCAGUAUGGUGGAUGUGGUGAGAAGGGCCGGUAUAUUCACUUGACCCCAAAUUUUAUACUAAACAGUCUGAUUCCAGUUUUUGCUUCAAAAGGUAGAGUAUUUGUUCAUGAGUGGGCCCAACUUCAAUGGGGAGUGUUUGAAGAAUACAAUGAUCUAGAGCCUUUUUAUAUAUCGGACGAUAGAAUUCCUGAAGCGACAAGAUGUUCAAAAGAAAUAACAGGAAAGAUUGUUGAAUGCCCAGGCAGCAACUGUUUUCUGUGCGACAAUGAUUUCAACACAGGGCUGCCAAUUGGUGAUUGUAAAUUCUUUCCAGAGAAGAAUCAGAGCUCAUUCUCUUCAAUAAUGUACCUACAGGGGCUGCCAAGUGUGGUUGAAUUCUGUGACAAUGAAACUCACAAUCCUGAAGCACCAAACAUGCAGAACAAAAUGUGCGAUCACAGGAGCACCUGGGACGUGAUCAAAGAGUCAGAGGAUUUCAGAAGCAAUCGCCCACCCCACAUUGGUCCAGUGACACCGACAUUUACAAUCCUACAGGCCAAAGACCGUGUGCUCUGCUUAGUCCUUGAUACAUCUGGAAGCAUGGGCUCGGAGAAUCGUAUUAACAGACUCCGACAAGCAGCCGAGAUAUUCUUACUGCAGAUCAUUGAAGUACAAUCGCAAGUUGGAGUUGUCACUUUUGACAGUGCCGCAAGUAUUCAGGCAGAUUUGAAAGUGAUCGAUGAUGAGAAUGUGAGGGAUCAGCUUGUCCGACUGCUACCUACAUCAGCUAAAGGUGGAACAAAUAUCUGUGCUGGCGUUCAGUCUGGGUUUCGGGUGCUUCGUGGUGAUGACGGUGCUACAAACGGUGAUGAAAUCGUUUUACUGACUGACGGGGAGGACAGUGGAAUAAGCAGUUGCUUCGCGGAGGUGGAACAAAGUGGUUCAGUUAUCCACACUAUAGCAUUAGGACCAAGUGCAGCCGUAGAACUGGAACAGCUUUCAAAGAUGACAGGGGGUUUACAGUUUGCAGCCACCGAUAACAUGGGUACAAAUGGAUUAAUUGAUUCCUUCACUGGAUUAGUAUCAGGAAAUGGUGACAUUAGCAAACAAGCAAUUCAGCUUGAAAGUUCUGGAAGAAGGAUUGAUGAUCACAGUUGGUUGAAUAGUACAGUUUUUAUCGAUAAGACUGUUGGGAGCAACACAUUUUUUGUAAUUACAUGGGAGGCGCAGACACCAGACAUGUUUGUACAUGACCCCAAUGGAAAGACGUACAACAGUGGUGAUUUUGGGAUAGAUAAAAUUGGACACACAGCCCGUUUUAAGAUUAACGGCAUUGCCCUGACAGGACCUUGGAAGUAUAGUAUCCUGAAUCCUGGAACCAAACAGGCUAUAGCUAUCACAGUAACAUCCCGAGCAGCAGAUGAGAAAGUUCCCCCCAUCACGGUCAAUGCGUAUAUCAACAGAAAAGAUUCAACAAGCCCGAUGAUAAUCUAUGCAGAAGUCAGUCAAGGAUUUUCACCUGUCCUGUUUGUGACAGUGACAGCUAUCAUUGAAUGCCCUGCUGGUCCUCCAGUUGAACAGAACCUUUCUGAUGAUGGCCUAGGUGCAGAUAUUGUCAAGAAUGAUGGCAUUUACACUAAGUAUUUCCAAAACUUUAAUGGGCAUGGAAGAUACAGCCUUAAAGUACAUGUUCAUGGAAAAGCAGCAACUGUAAAAAUGGCAGGAAAGCCUUCCUUGUACAUACCAGGAUUCAUCGAAAAUGACAAUAUUCAUCCAAAUCAACCUAGACCUCCAAUCAACACGGACAAUCCCGAUCCUAAAUUAGGAGACAUCAGCAGGGCCAAAGCAGGAGGAACAAUUUCAGUUCCCAUAAGAUUACCGACUGUUGACUUUCCACCGUGUAAAAUCAGAGACCUCCGAGCAACAAUAGUUCAAAAUAAAGUUCAGCUGGAAUGGACGGCACCAGGAGAGGACUAUGAUCAGGGAACAGCGUCUUACUAUGAGAUGAGAAUGAGUGGGAGGCUCCUACAGCUCCGGGAUGAUUUCUCAAAUGCUAAGCUGGUAAACUUGACUAACUUGACUCCACAACCAUAUGGCUCAAGGGAAACAGUCACAAUUAUUCUUCAGGAUACAACACUGCAAAAUUGGACAAAUAUCUACUUUGCUGUCCGUGCAUAUGAUAAAAUCAAACAGUCCUCGGUGACAUCUAAUAUAGCCAAGGUCUCAAGUACAUUCUUUGUGCCAUUGAUUGAGCACCGAAAAGGCUUGAGUAGAUCGGGUAAGACUUGGAUUGCAGUAGCUGUUACAACUAUUGUUUUUUUGACCACUGGGACCAUGUUUUUCAUUCUGUGCAAAAGGAGACGAAAGAGAAAAAACAUGGAUGAGUAAUG
Molecule: messenger RNA, 2732 nt
Organism: Carcharodon carcharias (great white shark)
Lineage: Eukaryota; Metazoa; Chordata; Chondrichthyes; Lamniformes; Lamnidae
Product: calcium-activated chloride channel regulator 1-like
Exons: 14
Coding region: 1-2730 (909 amino acids)
Biological process (GO): chloride transport
Molecular function (GO): intracellularly calcium-gated chloride channel activity
Source: RefSeq, a predicted model, not a curated record